Molecule: messenger RNA, 939 nt
Organism: Octodon degus (degu)
Lineage: Eukaryota; Metazoa; Chordata; Mammalia; Rodentia; Octodontidae
Product: olfactory receptor 2AP1-like
Exons: 1
Coding region: 1-939 (312 amino acids)
Biological process (GO): G protein-coupled receptor signaling pathway
Cellular component (GO): membrane
Molecular function (GO): G protein-coupled receptor activity; olfactory receptor activity
Source: RefSeq, a predicted model, not a curated record
AUGAUGCGAAACCAAACCUCAGUGACAGAGUUCAUUCUUCUUGGAUUAACAAACGAUGCCAAGCUUCAAGCUGUACUUUUCGUUUUCCUGCUGCUAACUUACAUCUUAAGUAUCACAGGAAAUGUCACAAUUAUCAUUCUGACCCUGAUGGAUUAUCGCCUCCAGACUCCUAUGUAUUUCUUUCUCCGAAACUUUGCUUUUUUGGAAGUAUCUUUUACAUCUGUAUUUGUUCCCAAAAUGUUAGUCAAUAUUGGAUCUGAAGACAAGACUAUCUCUUUUGCUAGUUGCUUCAUUCAGUAUUUUUUCGCAAUCUUGCUGGGAGCGACCGAAUUUUACCUUUUAGCUGCCAUGUCCUACGAUCGUUAUGUUGCUAUUUGCAGACCCCUGCAUUAUACAACUAGAAUGAGCUGGAGACUUUGUGUUGAGCUUGUUGUAUGUUCCUGGUUCUUUGGCUUUAUAGUUGUCAUUGUGCCAUAUACAAUGACUCUCCAGCUGCCUUUCUGUGGAUCCAACAUCAUCAACCAUUACUGCUGUGACUAUACUGUAUUGCUGCAUCUAUCUUGUUCAGACACACAUUUCAUAGAAGUGAUUCAGUUUGUCCUUGCUGCAGUGACUCUCAUCUUUACCCUGUUCCUGGUGAUUCUCUCCUACAUCUACAUUGUCAGGACCAUUCUGAGAAUCCCCUCUGUGCGAGAGAGAAAAAAAGCUUUUUCUACAUGUUCCUCUCAUAUGAUUGUGGUCUCACUUUCUUAUGGAAGCUGCAUCUUUAUGUAUAUAAAUCCUUCUGCAAAGAAUGCAGAAGUGUUUAAUAAAAGAGUGGCUGUUUUGAAUACCUCAGUUGCUCCUCUGUUGAACCCAUUCAUCUAUACUCUAAGGAACAAGCAAGUGAAAGUAGCAUUUAAAGGUAUGAUAAAUAAGAUAAUAUUUUCAAAACAGUGA